This is a messenger RNA of Chondrus crispus (carragheen), 1413 nucleotides long. RefSeq lists its product as hypothetical. Lineage: Eukaryota; Rhodophyta; Florideophyceae; Gigartinales; Gigartinaceae. The transcript has a single exon. The record is from RefSeq and is a predicted model, not a curated record. Bases 1 to 1413 code for a protein of 470 amino acids. Gene Ontology annotation, molecular function: histone H3K4 demethylase activity; histone H3K36 demethylase activity. Gene Ontology annotation, cellular component: nucleolus.
AUGAGGCCAAACAGGGCAGCGAAGCGAGCUCGCACAGAAUCUACAAAGAAAGAGAUGGAAAUUGGGUAUUCCUUUGAGAAGAGAGGGUUUCCGAGUUCUACGGCUCAGGGAAGACAUGCUUUCAAAUGGCUAUUGAGCGGCAUUGGAGUCAGAGAUUUCUUCGCCCAAUACUUUGAAAAGAAGCCUGCCAUUCUCCACAACGACGAAAAGAAAUUCCGAGAGCUUAUCUCUGUCGACAAGGUUCGCGAGUUUGUAAUCUCUGGCAAGAAGUUACGCAAGGGAACGGACUUAGACGUAACAAAAUAUAGCGUUAGCGAAGGUCGAACCACGCUGAAUGACCCUGCUGGUUCGUACACUUCAAAAGCGACAUGGGAUCAAGUGACCGAAGGGGGAUGUUCGCUGCGCCUACUACGGCCUCAAGAACACUUUGAUGCAAUUUGGCAUCUGUGCGCAUGGCUGGAGGGUUUCCUCGGAUGCGUGAUAGGUGCGAAUGCGUAUUUGACACCUUGCGCGUCGCAAGGAUUCGCACCACAUUUCGACGAUAUAGAUGCGUUUGUUUGUCAAGUGAGCGGACAAAAGAGAUGGCGCGUUUACGGGCCUCGGGACGACGGGCUGGACGUCCUGCCACGGGCGUCAUCAGUGGAUUUUACUGAAGAAGAAAUGCGGGACGUUGAGGUCUUGUUUGACCAGGUGCUUCAACCAGGAGACAUGCUGUACCUUCCGCGAGGCACAAUUCAUCAAGCCGAGUGUCCCGAAAGGACUGGAAGCCAUGACGUGGAAGAAGCAUCACUGCAUGUGACGAUAUCCGCAUUUCAGAAAUGGACAUGGGCUGAUUUGUUGUUGGAAUCGUUUCAAGUUGCGGUGCAAUCGGCAGCAGCACAGGAUAAGUCACUGAGGAGGACACUACCUCAGGGAUUUGGCGAAUUCAUCGGUGUGAGUAGAAGCGAAGGAGACGAGAAGCUGCGUGAAUGGUUUGAAACGACGAUGCGACAGAUGGUGCGGCGGGUGGGAAAGCACUAUCCAACGGACACGGCUGGUGACAUGAUGAUGACGCGGUUCAUGCGGGAGCGGUUACCACCGGUGGGGAAAAGCAAAAAGCGAAAGCGAGAGGCGGGGUCAGCGUCGCUGGUGAGGGCUGUCGGUGCAGGUGUAGCUCGAGUGGUGAUGGAUUGUACUGUGGGGGGGGACGAGCUACCGCAUUUGAUUCACUGCGUUGGCAAUACAAGAAGGGCAGACCUAGGGAGUGGGGAAGGGUUGUCUUGCUUGCCAGAAGAGGCUUUUGCGAUUAGUUUUGUACUUGACAAGUACCCUGAGGCGGUGCGGGUAAGCGAGUUGCCACUAGGCGAUGUAGAUGAUCAAGUGGACUUGGUGCGCGGGCUGGUUGAUAUGGGGAUUGUAGAGGUCUUGCAAUAA